Scophthalmus maximus (turbot) is the source of this 2524-nucleotide messenger RNA. RefSeq names its product zinc finger, C3HC-type containing 1 (gene zc3hc1). Gene Ontology annotation, cellular component: nucleus. The record is from RefSeq and is a predicted model, not a curated record. Bases 27 to 1550 code for a protein of 507 amino acids. The transcript is spliced from 10 exons. Gene Ontology annotation, molecular function: zinc ion binding. NCBI's taxonomy places the organism in Eukaryota, Metazoa, Chordata, Actinopteri, Pleuronectiformes, Scophthalmidae.
UUUCCGGGGGGACAUCAGAGCCGAUCAUGGCAACGCUCAGCGGCAGUCGUGGGGAUGGUCUCGGCAACUCCAGUCAACACAAGUCUUCCUUCGCUUCUCCGGAGAAAGUUCGUCAAAUUCUAAGCGACGGGGUGUCGUCGACAGGCAUCGGCUCCAUCGCUGGACAAGGAGAUUUGAAGGUUCUUGAAGUGAAAAGCGACUCUACAGCGCCCUGUGAGGCAACAAACAAAGAAGCAUUCUUCUCAAGAGUGGAAUCUUAUUCAUGUUUGAAAUGGGCAGGCAAACCCCGCAAGUUGUCCCCUCUGAUGUGCGCCAGAUACGGCUGGAUCAACGUGGGCUGCGAUAUGCUCAAGUGCUCCAGCUGCCAGGCUUUCCUUUGUGCAUCACUACAACCAACUUUAGACCUGGAAAAAUAUGAAACCCGCAUUGCAGAGAUAUCGAGGCAGCUUCAGACGCAGCAUGAGAAGUUUUGUCCUUGGUCUGACUUUCCCUGUCCAGAGAGGUUCUGGUUGGUUCCAGCCUGUGAACCAUCAACACUCCUCGCUGCCUUCUUAGAGCGCUUCCAGAGCGCCUGUCUCCUUGCACAGCAGCUGCCAGCCAUGAAGCCAGAGCAGCUGAAAUCUAUGUCUUUGACUGAGGAUGUCAUCAGUGUUGUACUACAGCUUGUCGAGGAAGAACAAAAAAGAAAGGGAGGAACACCAUGUUCUGAACCUUUGGCUGUCCAGGUGGCUGCAUGCAUUGUUUCUCUCUGUGGCUGGGCAGCAAGCCCAGCCCUGCACGCCAUGAACCUACCCAUCCUCACCUGCUCCUACUGUAUGCGCAAGGUGGGCUUGUGGAACUUCCACCAGAUGGAGGGAAUGGGGGGUGAUGGAGAUGUCAUACCAAGCAAUGUGGGUCAGUCUGCUCCAGCAACAGGUCCUGCCGCAGCAACUUUGCAUGAGGGCCAGGGAGACCGCUCUACGACAGCUUCACCCACCCCUGCCACUACUCCAUCUCGCAUGAAGCUAAGGAGCCAGGACUCCACGCGCUCUGACCUGGGUGAGGGAACCUCCUCCCCGGUGGCCUUGCGAUCCCGAAGCAGAGACUCGCCAAGCCCCAUUGAAGAGCUGCCAAGUCCUUUGACCAGGGGCAAGAGGCCUGCAACUCGCAGCAGAGGACAGGGGGACACCUCUGGGGCUGAUGGCCCUGCUAGCCCGCAACACCCUCCCAAACGCUUUUGCCUCUCAGUUGGUGGUCCUGAUGAGCUCCUGCACAAGAACGCAUUUGACCCUCUCGCUCAGCACAGAGACUGGUGUCCCUGGAUCUCUGUGGGAAAGGAGAAUAUGGAUCCAAGGGCCCUCCCAUUUUUGGAUGGAGGCUCAGUACUUCAUCAGCAGGGCUGGAAGGCUGCUCUUGACCUCCUCAUGCCCAUGAAGAAGAACACUGAUAUAGCAGGAGGAAGUCCAGCACAGAGCCCUCGUGACAAGUCCAAAAGGGUGUUUGCUAUAUUCCGUCAGUGGCAGAUGUCCUGCUCUCCAGCCCAGCAGACUGUUUCCAAACAAACAGCAUAGCAACACUGAAGUGACAAACUGACCUGCCUUCUUUUUGCAGUACCGAUGACAGCAGUGUCAUAUCAUAUCAGUGUAUGCCAUCCUGUAAAGUCAUGUUUACAGUCAAAGUGCUUCUGGAGGGAAAGGAUGUGGAUUGUCACUUUAGACAAAUACAUAAGUGUCUUCUCUGUGAAUAGUGAAUUAAGUGAAGGAUGCCUGUCUGGCUUUGAAACACUUGAAUUCUGCUACGAGAAAAUUGGGACAUGCAACUCUUGGAGCCUAAAUAGGCCUUGCAACAUGUCUGUAGUAGUCAUCAAGUAAAAGAUCAUGUCUCAGAAUAUAAAUUUGCCACCAGGGAGGCACCUACUGUUAAUCUUGCAUGAAGUCUGCUUUAGUAGUGCUUCAUGACAUCAUUAUGGUCUGUAUUUCUGUGGAGUACAAGAGACAAGGAAUCCCUGAUCGUGAGAAAGGGCCAAAUGGCUGCACACUGGAUAGGUAAUGUUUACCUUCAUUGUAUGUUGAGUCAUUUGUGGGAGUGAAACAUGAACCUCAUAUUGGCAAAAAAAAAACUGAGGAAGUCAUUUUUGUGUGUACUGUUUUACUUGGAUACGAGAUAUGUUUGUAACGAAUACUCCUUUUAUUUUUAUUUUUGAAGUGGCAUUUUUGUUAGUCAAUGCUAAAAUCCUGAUUCUUCCACACAGGUUGAACCAUGUGCCAUGAACUUUAAACCUGUUUUGAAUUAUAUUCAGGAUACCUGUAUUUCCCAUUUCCCUCUCCAUGACAUCUCAUUGCUAAUGCAGUGAUCAUUCUUGUGCAUGUGCUUUUACCCUGCAUUCCAUUAUAAGUUGGAGUAGGAAAUUGCAACUGGAAUGCCCCUCCCGAGUCGGGGAGAAAUCCCAACCCCGACUUCCGAGAUCUGAGUUCCGAAGUAUAAUGGAACGCAGCAUUGGCUUCUUAGAAAUUCCUAAAAGGGUUUAAUAAAAACAUUCUUCUGA